This is a messenger RNA of Carassius gibelio (silver crucian carp), 847 nucleotides long. RefSeq names its product secretory calcium-binding phosphoprotein 5 (gene scpp5). The transcript has 12 exons. Lineage: Eukaryota; Metazoa; Chordata; Actinopteri; Cypriniformes; Cyprinidae. The record is from RefSeq and is a predicted model, not a curated record. The coding region runs from base 42 to 563 and encodes 173 amino acids.
GCUGGUUGACCGUUCUUUGCACUGUUGGUGAAUCUCUAAACAUGUGGACAUCUCUCCUGUGUCUUCUUCUGGCUGGUGCAGUAUCUGCAGCACCACUUUCACCGUUUUUCAAUUAUCUCCCUCAUUAUGGCAACCCGAAGCAGGUAAAUAAUGGUGGCUUCCAGGGAAUACCAUCACAGCCACAUCCUGGUCUGAACGCUCCAAUCAGCAUGGAAAUCAUUUUCCCUCCGCAAUUCCCUGCCAGUCCAGUAGGAGGAGCAGCUGGCACAGCGUCAUUCCCUACAAAAGCUUUCAUCAAAUACUCUCUCCCUAAAGUUCCUGGCAGAAAAAGUGUGGAAAUCUUUUACCCCUAUGACUUCAGUCAGCAUCAGGACCAACCAAGUGUUCCCCUGAUACCUCAAAUCCCAAAUAUCUUCCCCUUCGAUUUUAUGCCACAGACUGUUCCCCAGCAGCCACCUGUGAACCCACCAUUCCAGGAUGCUCCUCCACAAACCCAAGAGGCUCAGCAGCAGACCCAGCCGGAGCAGCAGGCUCAGACAGGACAGGUGUCUAACAAGCCAUGAAGACUGGCACAUCUUUGAAGAUGAGUGAGGAAAAAAAAAAGUCAAUCAACAAGAGUGUGUUAAAGUUUUGUGUCUAAUGCUAUUUAGAAUUAAUACAUACUUAUUUUUUUUCUGGAAUAAUAAUUUAAAAUGAGAUGAUUAUUUAACAUGAAGAAGAUGAUUUACCCAUAUGUAUAACAACAUUUUUUUUGAGUUCUGUAACUGCAUGGUAUACAGAUUGACAUGUGCUGGUUUGGUCUUAUUCUGAUGUGAAAAACUGAACAAAUUUCAAUGAACAUUUUCUA